Ictalurus furcatus (blue catfish) is the source of this 5489-nucleotide messenger RNA. It is a transcript of the gene ptpreb, whose product is annotated as protein tyrosine phosphatase receptor type Eb. Lineage: Eukaryota; Metazoa; Chordata; Actinopteri; Siluriformes; Ictaluridae. Gene Ontology annotation, molecular function: protein tyrosine phosphatase activity. The transcript has 21 exons. The record is from RefSeq and is a predicted model, not a curated record. Gene Ontology annotation, biological process: protein dephosphorylation. The coding region runs from base 291 to 2333 and encodes 680 amino acids.
GCGGACCAUAACAAGAAAAAAAAAACAACAAAACCCCCGCACGUCUUAUAGAAAUAUCAUCAAGACAGAGAACUGGAUUUUCUAUUGUACCGAGGACGUUCGUUGCUGCACAGCUGUACCGACUUGACUACCUACGGCUAUCAUAGCUAUUGCUGCCAGGACGAUGUCUCAUAUUAUCCUGAAGUAAAAUAGAAACAAGAAAAGUGAUUGAAAAGCUAUGAUGCUAGAAGACAUUUUGGACUAGUGCCCAUAAAGAAGUAACGUGAGCAGCUGGCUUGGAUUACAUCGCCAUGAUGGUCCUGUUUCUGGUGGCAACACAUCUUAUAUCAAACAGUUCCUCACAUGCGAACUGGACUGCAGAGCCUCCUGCUCCUCAGGGUUCCCACAUCCUACCUGCUGCUCUUGUCAUAUCUCUCCUACUUAUCAUCUUCAUCCUCCUCACAGUCUACCUGCUCAGGUUCAGGCACCAAAGGAAGGAUCUUGUCACUUCGGUUGACAAAAAGCUACCCAAUGGCUUCCUGGAGGACCAAGAACAAACAGUGGUGCUCCUCCCCAGAUCUCCAUCUCCAUCAAAGCAUUACUUCCCGAUCCCGCUGGACUCUCUGGAGGAAGAGUACCGCCUGCGCAUGGCAGAUGAUGGCAAGCUGUUCAGAGAGGAAUUUAAUUCUUUGCCGUGCGGGUUCGGCCGUGGCACGUUCGAGGAAGCGAGCAGAGAAGAGAACAGAGAAAAGAACAGAUAUCCGAACAUACUGCCCUAUGAUCACUCCAGAGUGUUGCUUUCACACAUAGACGCCCGUAUGUGCUCAGACUACAUUAAUGCCUCGUACAUAGAUGGAUACAAAGAAAAGAACAAAUUCAUUGCCACUCAAGGUCCGAAACCAGAGACAGUAGCUGAUUUCUGGAGAAUGGUUUGGGAGCACAGAUCUGCCACUAUAGUCAUGUUGACUAACAUACGGGAGAGAAAAGAGGAGAAAUGCUGUCAGUACUGGCCGGAGCAGGGCUGCUGGCUGUACGGAUGUGUGAGGGUGUCCGUAGAGGAUGUAACGGUGCUGGUCGACUACACUAUCAGAAAGUUCUGUGUGCAAUAUCAAGCUCCAGAUGGCUGCAGAUCCCCGAGGUUGGUCACCCAGCUCCACUUCACCAGCUGGCCUGAUUUUGGUGUGCCACUCUCCCCUAUUGGUAUGCUCAAGUUUCUCAAGAAAGUCAAGAGUGUCAACCCAGCACAUGCCGGACCCAUAAUAGUUCACUGCAGUGCUGGGGUUGGAAGAACCGGGACAUUCAUUGUGAUCGACGCCAUGAUGAAUAUGAUGCACGCCGAGGGCAGAGUGGACGUCUUCAGCUUUGUGUCCCGGAUACGAAACCAGCGCUGCCAGCUUGUACAGACAGACAUGCAGUACUCGUUUAUUUAUCAAGCUUUGCUGGAGCAUUACCUGUACGGUGACACCGAGUUGGACGUUUCCUCACUGGAACGCCACCUGCACAGACUCCACAGCACGCACAUACACAUGGACAGAGUGGGGCUCGAAGAGGAAUUCAGAAAACUGACUAAUGUUCGAAUUAUGAAGGAAAACAUGAGAACCGGGAAUCUGUCGGCUAACAUGCGGAAGAACAGAGUGCUGCAGAUUAUUCCGUAUGAUUUCAACAGGGUAAUAUUAUCUGUGAAAAGAGGUCAAGAAUUCACCGAUUACAUAAAUGCAUCUUUUAUAGAUGGUUACAGGCAAAAGGAUUACUUCAUAGCUACCCAGGGCCCGUUAGCACACACUGUGCAGGACUUCUGGCGCAUGGUGUGGGAAUGGAAGUGUCACUCUAUCGUCAUGCUAACUGAGUUAAAGGAGAGAGAACAGGAGAAAUGUGUGCGUUACUGGCCUGCAGAGGGCAACAUUUCGUUCGGAGAAUACAACGUGGAGUUGAAAAGAGACACAGUCUACGAGACGUUUAGCCUCCGAGAUUUGCUGCUGACGUACACGUCGGAGAAGCAACCUCGCCUGGUCAGACAUUUUCACUUCCAUGGCUGGCCGGAGAUUGGAAUCCCAUCAGACGGAAAAGGAAUGAUCGAUCUGAUUGCUGCAGUGCAGAAACAACAACAGCAAUCUGGCAACCACCCCAUAGUGGUGCACUGCAGCGCUGGUGCAGGCCGGACUGGAACGUUCAUUGCCCUCAGUAAUAUUCUGGAGCGCGUUAAAGCUGAGGGCUUACUGGACGUGUUCCAGACUGUGAAGAGUUUACGCACCCAGAGACCACACAUGGUCCAAACUGUGGAACAGUAUGAUUUCUGCUACAAAGUGGUACAAGAUUUUGUAGAUAUUUUCUCAGACUAUGCUAAUUUCAAAUAAUGAAUUUUCCUUUCAUCACUUCUGAUAAAACAUUCAAGUUUGUUCUGCUUUCAGUUAGAAGAAACUCCUGCUUUGGGUUCAUAAUGCUCUAUGCACUUGACCUUUCUCUUGUUAAGUAUUGAAAUAAUUGCAGUUAGAGCUAAAUCUUUUUUUUUUUGUACAUAAGCAAGUCCUCAUUUGUGUAACCACAUGAAGAUGAUACAAAGCAUUUGCAUUUAGAUUGUUGUAUCUUUGUACUUUGUUGAAUACUGAAAUUGUUUUAUUUAUAUAUUUUGGGUACAAGGCUAUAUAUUUUUGUUUGUACAUUGCCCGCUAAGGUUUUUAUUUUAUGUUGGUAUUAUUAUUAUUAUUAUUAUUAUUAUUAUUAUUAUUAUUAUUAUUAUUUAAAAGGGAGCUAAGUGCUAAGAAUGUAUUGUAUGUAUUAUUUUGUAAAAUGUUUUACACUGCUAUUCUCUAAGAUGAAGUCCAUUUAACAAGUAUUCACUUGCAGUUAAAAAUAUUAAUUUAUUUGACAAAAAAAGGGACAUUUAAAUUUAGAACAUUCAUUUUGGUGAUUUGGAACGAAUUCCCCCAUACACAGACAGGUUCAUAAGUAUUUGGACAGCGACACAAUUUUUUAAAUAAUUUUUCCUCCACCACGAUGGGUUUGAAAUGAAGCAAUCAAGAUGCGAUUGAAGUGUAAACUUUCAGGUUUAAUUCAGGGGGCUUAACAAAAAAAUAUUACAUUAACCAUUUAGGAACAUACAGCCACUUUUAUUUUUUUUACAGAGUCCCUAAAUUUUCACAGGCUCAAAAGGAAUUGGACAAACUAACAUAAUCUUAAAUAUUAGGAUUAGUUUUAAUACUUGGAGGCAAAUCCUUUGCAGUCAGUGACUGCCUGAAGUCUGGAACCCAUGGACAUCACCAAAUGCUGAGUUUCCUCCCUUGCGAUGCUUUGCAAGUCCUUUUACUGCAGCUGUCUUCAGUUGCUGCUUGUUUAUGGGUCUUUCUGGCCCCAGUUUUGUCUUCAGUAAGUGAAGAAAGUUCAUUUAAGAACGUUUAAUUUCUUUGCCUUAAGAAGCUCUUGAGUUGCUUUUGUUGUACAUUUUAGGCCAUUAUCUAUAUGUAGUGUGAAGCUCCAUCCUAUCAGUUUUGCAGCAUUUGACUGAACCUGAGCAGAAAGUAUAGCUUUAUACACUUCAGAAUUCAUCCUGCUACUUGUAUUAGCAGUCACAUCAUCAAUACACACCAGUGACCCAGUUCCAUUAGCGGCCAUACACGGCCAUUGUUUUUUCGGCCUAAGGAUGGCCUCCUUCACUUGUGUCGACACCUUUUUUUUCAUAUUGAGAGUUCCCACGAACAGCUACCAAAUGCAAAUUCAAUGCUUGGAAUCAACUCCAGACCUUUAAUCUCCUUAAUUUGUCAUGAAAUAAUGAGGAAACAGGCCACACCUGGCCAUGAAACUGCUUAUCAAGUCAAUUGUCCAAUUACUUUUGAGCCUGUGAAAAAUGGAGGGACUCUGUAAAUGGCUGUAAUUCUUAAACAGUUAAUGCCACCUUGAAUUAAAGCUGAAAGUCUACACUUCGAUCACAUCUCGAUUGCUUCAUUUCCAAUCCAUUGUGGUAGUGUACAGAGGUAAAAUUAUGAUUUUUUUUAACAAAAUUUAUGGACCUGACUGUGUUCGUCAUUAUAUAUAUAUAAAAAAAGGUAUAAACCACAAGUUCCAUAAUUAACAAUUCAGUUUCAGUGGCAAGCCUAGAAAUCAAGUUGGAUUCAGGUAUGCUUGUAAAAUGGCUGCCAACAUUAGGCUGGAAUUUCUGCUGCCAAAAGUGGAGCCAUUGCAACCAAGCAGACCCCGCUAUACUUAUAUUUGAUUUGGGGCUACAUUUGCUUGACCAGAUGUCCUUGUAAAAGGCAUUUGACUGUGAUUACAGUAGGUAAAGUGUAGACAAUAUAAUAGACUAAUUUAUUAGACUUUUUAUAAUCACAGCAAAACUGUGUACUCCAGGGUGGGAUGCUUCCUCAAGUCCACAGUAUUGCAGACCUGCUGUAAUGGAAAUUUUCCUGACAGUAUUAAUCUGGGAGGCUUUUAGAUAUUUUGAGAAGUAUAUGAAGAGAAAUGGAAAGGGACGACUUCUAAAACUCUUUGUAGAUACACAAUUAAUUUUGGAAUUACUUUGCUUUUAGAUGCCUGAGGUGAAUUUUAAUGAAUCAGAUGGCUGCUUGCUUAUAGAUAGAUGUUAAAUCCUGAAGGGUGUUUUAGAGGGAAUUAUUGGUCAUGUGAUGGUGAAGGUAGUGAUUGCAUAUUUACAAAGUCUGGGCAAAUGGGUUGAUUAUUCCACCCAGUCCGUAUUCUGUUUUAAUUUGAAUGAGCAGUAAUUGAAUGGUAGGCUGCUUGGAGAAUAUUAACUACAUUAUACAUAGCUAAUUAUCUAAUUACCUUAGCAUGUGAGAGAAUGGAGAGAAAAAAAAAGUCAUAAGAAAUUGGCAUGGACAUGGCAAAUGGCAGGAGAUGCAAGCAGACUUAUAUAAUACAAUGUCCUCUAAAGGUAUUUGAACUGUCAAAUUCAAAAUUGCUUUUCUGUUGUUUAUUCAAGCAGCUUGGAACUGCAACAGUAAAUCAAGUAUGAAGCAAAAGUAAAGAAUGUCCCCUUUUAUUUCUUUGUGGUUAUUGGUCAGAUGUAUACUGUUGAAGUGUGUCUGUCUAACAGAGCUUUAUACAGGGUGGAAUUUAGCUUCAGUCUUCAUUUUGGUGUCUGCCUUUUGGAGUCUAUAGACCUACAGUAAAAUAAGAUAAAGAGUACAUAAUUGUCUAUGAAAAGGAAGGAAGAUAUUCAGGGGGUAAAUGAAAAUACUGGUUCAUUAGCAAAAAGACAGAAGUUCACAGCAAAUUUAAGAUGAAUUAAAAACAUGGAAUAAUACAGUCAUCAAGGACAAAGAUUAAUACAAGCAGAGAUGAAAUGAUCCACCUGAGCUUAUAAUACUGGUCAAUGGCUUACAUUCUUGAAUCAUCAUAAAGGGUUCUUCGGUUUCCUUAAAGUCUUUAUGUAGAACUUCACAGCAGAAGGUUUUACAUUUAUAAAAGAUUACACUUCGAAAAAGGAUGGUUAAUAAUAAUAUAUUAACCAUAUUUGAAUAACAAGACUUCUACAAGACUACAUGUCACGAACGUUUCCU